Diutina rugosa is the source of this 909-nucleotide messenger RNA. It is a transcript of the gene CGR1, whose product is annotated as Cgr1p. The coding region runs from base 1 to 909 and encodes 302 amino acids. Gene Ontology annotation, biological process: L-ascorbic acid biosynthetic process. The transcript has a single exon. The record is from RefSeq and is a predicted model, not a curated record. NCBI's taxonomy places the organism in Eukaryota, Fungi, Ascomycota, Pichiomycetes, Serinales, Debaryomycetaceae. Gene Ontology annotation, molecular function: calcium ion binding; gluconolactonase activity.
AUGGUUUCCCAAGCCACCACCAGGGCCACACCCUCAGAUUACCGCGGCGAGCUUGUCGAGGGGGUCAAAUACGACGGGCGCAACCACCUGCUUUUGUGGGUCGACAUCAAACGGGGCGAAAUCCACCGGUGUCUCCUCGACCCCGACGAGGACUACAAACUCAAUUGGCUGGCCCACGAGGUGAUCACGCUCCGUGACCCGAACGAUAGUGUUGGUUUCAUCGGUCUUACUACGAGUGUUGAUACCGUGGUGGCUUGUUGCAAGUACGGCGUCGGAGUGGCCAAUUUCCUUACCGGUACCUUUGACUACCGGUUUAAGUACCCGCACGACCAGACCCGGUUGCGGAGUAAUGAUGGAGUAAUCGAUGCUCAAGGGAACUUGUGGAUCGGGACGAUGACUGAUUUCCCCUAUGAGGACCUGAUGACUGAUGAAGGCCGAGUAUAUCGCAUUACUCCUCAUUUUGAUAAGUGCGAUGUGGUAGUGCCCAAUAUCAAGAUCCCCAAUGGAAUGGCGGUCAAAGAUAAUAAGUUAUUCGUUACCGAUCUGAAACAGUUCCGUAUGGUCACCUAUGACUUGCUGGAAACAUCAACAUCCACCCCUCCAAAGCCACAAGUGUUCUUUGACUUCUCACUGAAGUAUCCGGGAGGAGAGCCCGAUGGCAUGGCCUAUGACGAGCUGGGGCUUUAUAGUGCGGUGUGGGGACACGGAAAAGUUGCUCACUAUUCGUGGCAAGGCCAAUUCAUCGAGGAUUUCGAUAUCCCGUCUCCUUUAACCACCUGUGUUGGUGGCCAAGGGUACGUGACCACGGCCCACCCCACGCUUGCCGGUAAAGCUGAUGAUGGCCAGGGAGGUAGUAUUUUCCAUAUUCCUCGUGUCAUCAACCAGCAAUUGCAUUACUGGCACAUAUAG